CCCUAUUCUCAUUUCCAAGUGUUAAACAAAAUCCUGACGGUUACAACUAUGGUGGCGGUGGCGGCGAAAACACAAGACGGUGUCUCCGAUGAACUGAACUAUGAAAUGUGGGCUCCUACAGCGAAAACAACACUUGUGGAGAAAGGACUUUGGGACGUUGUCGAAAACGGAGUCCCACCGGAUCCGACGAAGAUUCCAGAGUUAGCGGCGACGAUUAAGGUCGAAGAUCUCGCUCACUGGAGGAAUCGUGUGAUGAGAGACAUCAAAGCGCUCAAGAUCAUACAAGCUUCACUCACAGAUUCGGCCUUCAGGAAAACCAUCUCGGCUUCAUCAUCGGCCAAGGAGCUUUGGGAUACACUCGAGAAAGGUAACGAAGAAGCGAAACUUGUUAGGUUAGAGGAACAAUUCGAAGAACUUAGCAUGAAUGAAGGCGAAUCGAUCGAUUCAUACUCCGAUAGGGUUACGGAAGUGGUAGAACAGUUGCGUCUUUUGAAAAUUGAGAAGUCUGAUGAUGAGGUUGUUAAGAAAGUGUUAGCGUCGCUAUCUGGUUCAUCAUACAGUGAUGCUCUUCCUCUUUUGGGAGAACUCAUUGAUAUGAAGACGCUUGAUAUGAAUCUUAAGAAGCUUGUUGAGUUUUUUCGUUCCUAUGAUUCGUUCUCGGAGGAUAAUUUUCGUCUAAUGUUGAAGCUAAAUAGGCUUAGAUACGAGUCUAGUAAUAAGUGGUGUGGCGUGUGCAACAAGGACGGUCAUGACGAAGAAGAAUGUUUUUAUUCCAAUCCUAAGGCAGGGGACAUGAGUGGUGGAGUUAGUUUGAGAGGAGGUAGUUACAUUCAACGUGGAGAAUAUGUGUAUCAAGGAGGUUUCUGUUUCAGAAGGAACGUGAAACCUGCGGGGACAGAAGCUGAUGAGAGUCAGACUACUGAUGAGGGAGAAGAAAUGUUAGUUGAUUAUGUACUGUUGGCGAAGUCGGAGUUGAGUGAUUUCACAUACGAGGAGGAUCAGUGGAUGAUAUAUGGGCAUGCUACGAUCCAUAUGACUCCGUAUGAGAAGCUUUUCACGACACUAGACAGAACACACAAAGCUAAGGUUGGUUUGGUUGAUGGGACGGUGGUCAUGGCAGAAGGAAUUGGUGAUGUGAAAGUUGUGAUGAAAGGUGGGAAGAAGAAGACGAUCGCUAAUGUGAUUUUUGUGCCUCGUGGGAUCAACAGAAACGUGUUGAGUGUUCCUCAGAUGAAUUCAAGAGGCUGUUCAUUCAAAUCGGGAGAACAUGGUGAGUGCAUUGUUCGUGAUCGGAAUGGAGUAGUGUUUGGUGAUACUACGUGGGAUGAGAAAGGAUUGUCUAUUCGUUUGCAGGUGGUUGAAGGAGGUAAUCUCACCUCUUAAGGAAACUUUGCUCUUUUCACUAUCUGGUGGUACUACUAGACUUAACUCGUAUGGUAGACGUAUAUGAUGACUUUUAUGUAGGUCUUUUUCUUCUUCUUUUGGAGUGUGGUUUUAUUCUGUUUUCAGCUUGUUCGUGAUGAUUCAUAUUCUGUUACUUCAAUAUGAAUUAAUCUGUGGUCUUUGUAAUUAGCUAGAACGGCUUGGUAUCAAUCUUUUUUUUUUCUUCUUUCAAAUCACUAUGCAACGAUGAUGCUUUUGUCAAGUUAGUUUUGUUAUUGGUGAAUAAGG
Messenger RNA from Camelina sativa (false flax), 1671 nucleotides. The record is from RefSeq and is a predicted model, not a curated record. NCBI's taxonomy places the organism in Eukaryota, Viridiplantae, Streptophyta, Magnoliopsida, Brassicales, Brassicaceae.